Trichoderma asperellum CBS 433.97 is the source of this 645-nucleotide messenger RNA. RefSeq lists its product as uncharacterized. The record is from RefSeq and is a predicted model, not a curated record. Lineage: Eukaryota; Fungi; Ascomycota; Sordariomycetes; Hypocreales; Hypocreaceae.
AUGGCCAUCCUCAAGCAUGUCCUCAUCGCCGUGGCCGCCACCGCGGUCAGCGUCCUUGCUGGCCCGCUGUCCACCGAAGGCACCGCAACGGCUAUCGUCGAUGCUCCUCAGUCUGCUGUGACCGAGGUUUCAAAGCCGCUUGAAGGAAAGGAGCUCGAGGACUUCUUGGCCAAUGGGCCACACAUCCCCGAGGGCUCCAUUGACAUCACCAACACAACACUUGCCACCGAGUUGAUGAAGUUCCGCGAGGCUCAUAUCAAUGAGACCUCCUUGACCAAGAGGAGCGGCGCCUGCCAUCAGGGCAAAUGCCCCGAUUUCAAUGCCGCCUUCGACCUUUUCGAGCAGCACUGGGUGGUACCCGUCUGGGGCUCGGCUGCCAAUUACUGGACGUACGCUGGUCGCUGGAAUGACUGUGGCCAGUGCGGAGAGGUGCCGACCAGCAAAGGUGGAUGCUUCGACUUCACUUCGUGCGGCCGCAAGCAGAACAUCUGUAUCGACUACGGAAAGGCUAGGGCCCAUCGCAUCUGGAAGGACAAUGGCCACAAGACAUGCUACAAGAUCGACCGGGCCUUUAUAGGUGGCUGUGGCGUCCUCGCAGCCGCCACUAUCGACCACCCGGUCGGGGAGGUCGCAUGCACUUGGUAG